Otolemur garnettii (small-eared galago) is the source of this 3407-nucleotide messenger RNA. It is a transcript of the gene ZSCAN20, whose product is annotated as zinc finger and SCAN domain containing 20. Lineage: Eukaryota; Metazoa; Chordata; Mammalia; Primates; Galagidae. The coding region runs from base 127 to 3243 and encodes 1038 amino acids. Gene Ontology annotation, molecular function: DNA-binding transcription factor activity, RNA polymerase II-specific; RNA polymerase II cis-regulatory region sequence-specific DNA binding. The record is from RefSeq and is a predicted model, not a curated record. The transcript is spliced from 8 exons. Gene Ontology annotation, biological process: regulation of transcription by RNA polymerase II.
CCGCCCUGUUGUGAAGUGGGUGUCUCGGUGGAACCGUGGGGAGCAGUCUCUUUCUCAGGAACCCCUUGAAGAGUUGACUGUAGAUUCAGGAAGACGUCAGAUGAGGAUAAUGCAGCUGAUCUGACCAUGGCAGUAGCUCCGGAAUCCCAGGCCCAGGCCUCUCCCCCACCAGAGCCUGAAGAAGUCCUAAUUGUGAAACUGGAGGAAGACUCAUGGGGAUCAGAAUCCAAACCCCAGGAGAAUGACCAAGAGUCUGUCGCUGGCCCCGAGGCCUCCCGCCAGCGCUUUAGGCAGUUCCAGUACACGGAUGCAGCCGGACCCCAUGAGGCCUUCAGCCAGCUCUGGGCUCUCUGCUGUCGUUGGCUGAGGCCAGAGGUCCGCCUCAAAGAGCAGAUCCUAGAGCUGCUGGUGCUAGAGCAGUUCUUGACUAUCUUACCCAGGGAGGUCCAGACCUGGGUGCAAGCACGCCACCCUGAGAGUGGUGAGGAAGCAGUGGCCCUGGUGGAGGAUUGGCACCGGGAGGCACAGGCUGCAGGACAGCAGGAACUGGAAUUGUGUGCACAAGAGACCAAGUCUUUAAAAGCAGUACAAGAAUCUCAGGACUUCCAGCUGCAGCCAGUGGAUUCCUGGCCUGAGGGACAGUCCCAAAAGCAGUGGGUGAAGAAUACAUGCCUUGACCUUCCCAAUCAUGUAAAUGCCAAGAUACCCUUAAAAGAAGAUGCUGUCCUCACUCCUCGAGUCCCUACUCUCCCAAAGAUGGGGAGCGUUGGAGAUUGGGAGGUGUUAGCCGAGUCCCAGGAUGCCCUGGGCCUUGGCAGACAUGCUGAGAGGGAGUUCAAGGACCUCCUAGAAGACAACUAUGGGGACAGUGUGUGCUUGGGAGUUCCAGUUCCAAAACCAAGUAUUACCUCUCAGAAAGAACAAGGACCAGAAUUUUGGUGUGUCAGUCUUAAAAAUUCUGGGAAAAGGAACACUACAGAUUAUAGCCUAGAAAAUGAGCAAACAAAACCAGCUCAGGCAUUGGCCUGGAGGGACUCAAGGGAAGAGCAAUACCAAUGGGACGUGGAGGACAUGAAGGUGUCAGGUGUUCACUGGGGCUAUGAGGAGACCAAGACUUUCCUGGCAAUUUUAAGUGAGUCUCCUUUCUCUGAAAAGCUUCGGACUUGUCACCAGAACCGCCAGGUGUACCGGGCCAUUGCAGAGCGGCUAAGGGCAAGGGGCUUCCUGCGGACACUGGAACAGUGUCGCUAUAGGGUCAAAAACCUCCUACGGAAUUAUCGGAAAGCCAAGAGCAGCCACCCACCAGGGACCUGCCCCUUCUAUGAGGAGCUGGAAGCCCUGGUGAGGGCUCGAACUGCCAUCCGAGUCACAGACAGCCCAGGAGAGGUCAUAGUACUCCCCAGGCUGGGGGAUAGUGACACUGAGAUGGAUGAGCAGGAGGAGGGCUGGGAGCCUGAGGAAACAACAGAAGACUGUAACAGUGUUGGCCUAGUCACUGAUGAGUCCUCCCAGGGAUCCAGGAUCACAGGAGUCCCAGCUCUGCUCCAGAAUCGUAUUGCAGGUGUGCACUGGGGCUAUGAGGAGACCAAGAUCUUCCUGGCGAUUCUCAGUGAGUCCCCAUACUCUGAAAAGCUUCGUACCUGUCACCAGAACAGCCAGGUGUACCGGGCCAUUGCAGAGCGGCUGUGUGCCAUGGGCUUCCUGCGGACACUGGAGCAGUGUCGCUACAGAUUCAAAAACCUCCUUCGAAGCUACCGAAAAGCCAAGAGCAGCCACCCGCCAGGGACGUGCCCCUUCUAUGAGGAGCUGGACUCACUGAUGAGGGCUCGGACUGUGGUCAGGGCUGUGGGGACCAUCAGGGAGGCUGCAGGUCUUCCAAGGUCUGGGCAGAGCAGUGCUGAGGCCAACAGCAAAGAGGUCUGGGAUGAGAUGGCAGAUGAAGAUGCUGUCAAACCUCCAACCCCCUGUCCUAGAACCCCAGACAUGGGUUUUGAGAUGAGGCAUGAAGAUAAAGACCAUAUUUCAGAGCAAGACAUUUGUGAGGGUUUGCCUGGAGCAUUGUCCACAGAUACUACAGAGGCUCUUUGCCAGCCUCUUGACUGGGAGGAAGACAGUGAAAAUGAAAAUGAAGGUAAAGAGCAGUGGGGACAUCCUCCACAGGAACAGUGGGAGGAGUGUUCUUCUGAACAGGACUUAGAAAAACUUAUUGACCAUCAAGGCCUGUACCUCACAGAGAAACCCUACAAGUGUGAUACAUGUGUGAAGAGCUCCCAUCAGAGCUCCCAUUUCAUCAAUCACCAGCAGAUCCACAUAGGUGAGAAGCCCUACAGAUGCCUUGAAUGUGGAAAAAACUUUGGUGACCGCUCCAACCUCAAUACCCAUCAGAGAAUCCACACUGGAGAGAAGCCCUACAAAUGUCUUGAAUGUGGGAAAGGCUUCAGUGACCACUCCAAUCUCAUCACCCACCAGAGAAUCCACACAGGGGAAAAGCCCUAUAAAUGUGGGGAAUGUUGGAAAAGCUUCAACCAGAGCUCAAACCUGAAACAUCAGAGAAUCCACUUGGGAGGAAAUCCUCACCAAUGCAGUGAGCCUGGGGAAAACUUUGGCCAAAGCACAUCCUUUCGUGGUCACUGGAAGAAUUCUACAGAGGAAAUAUCUCCUGAGCAGCCUCAGAGUAUCAGUAAGAACUUGAAUUUUCCUGGACUGCACAGAACCAACUCAAGGGAGAAACUUUAUGAGUGUUCUGAAUGUGGAAGAUGCUUCUCUAAAAGCUCUGCCCUCAUUAGUCACCAAAGAAUCCAUACAGGAGAGAAACCAUACGAAUGUGCUGAAUGUGGGAAAAGCUUCAGUAAGGGCUCCACCCUGGCAAACCACCAGCGAACCCAUACUGGGGAGAAGCCUUUUAAGUGUGUGGACUGUGGGAAGUGCUUCAGUGAGCGCUCUAAGCUAAUCACACACCAGAGAGUACACACAGGAGAGAAGCCCUACAAAUGCCUCGAGUGUGGAAAAUUCUUCCGUGACCGUUCUAACCUCAUCACUCACCAGAGGAUUCACACCGGAGAGAAGCCGUAUAAGUGCAGAGAAUGUGGGAAAUGCUUUAACCAAAGCUCCAGUCUUAUUAUUCACCAGAGAAUCCACACUGGGGAGAAACCCUACAAGUGCAAAGAGUGUGGCAAAGACUUCAACAACAGCUCCCACUUUAGUGCCCACCGGAGGACCCAUGCUGGAGGGAAAGCAUCAUAGGGGACGCCUUCCCCCACAACAAAGGAGAGAUAAAUGUAUAUACCUUACACGAUGUAUGCUAGAAACUUUCAACUUUUACGCCUGGUGUGGACCCAAGGAAGUUAUCUUGGUAUAAUCCAGGUAAUUUGGAAGUGAAUUACAAAUACUAAGAAUCCAGAUUUGAA